AUGCCUGGCGAAGUGAUAGAUAGACCCAACCCUCCGCCCUUACCGUCUCAUCUCCCAGAUUAUGUCUCGCAGCUCGCUGUGCAGCUUGAGAAGAAGCCACUAUCUGCUCAAGACCGAGAUGCGGUGCGCGACUUUCGCAGGGCGGCCUGCUACAUCGCCGCUGCUAUGAUAUUCUUGCGAGAUAAUGUCCUCUUAGAUUCCGAUCUAUCCUUUGACGACAUCAAACCACGACUGUUGGGCCAUUGGGGGACCUGCCCGGGCUUGAUCCUAGUAUGGGCUCAUCUCAACUUGAUUAUACGCAACCAGGACUUAGACAUGCUCUAUGUCAUCGGUCCGGGCCAUGGUGCACCGGCUGCUCUGGCUGCUCUCUGGUUGGAAGGGUCGCUUGAGAGGUUCUACCCUGGCGAGUAUGCUCGCGACGAGCAGGGCCUCCGGAACCUGAUCACAAGAUUCUCGGUCCCAGGCGGAUUCCCAAGCCACAUCAAUGCCGAGACACCAGGUGCAAUCCACGAAGGCGGGGAGCUGGGCUACGCUCUGGCGGUCUCGUUUGGAGCUGUCAUGGACAACCCCGAUCUGAUUGUCACCUGUGUUGUGGGUGAUGGAGAGGCCGAGUCGGGUCCAACUGCUACAGCGUGGCAUGCAAUCAAGUACCUCGAUCCGAAGGAGUCAGGUGCCGUACUGCCCAUACUUCACGUCAACGGCUUCAAGAUCAGCGAGAGAACAAUUUUCGGGUGUAUGGAUGACAAGGAGGUCAUUGCACUGUUCAGUGGCUAUGGCUAUCAGGUCUGUAUCGUCGAGGACCUUGAUAACAUUGAUGACGACUUGUCCAGUUCGUUGGAGUGGGCUGUCGCCGAGAUUCAAAAGAUCCAGGGCGCGGCUCGCUCUGGUAAACCGAUCGUGAAACCGAGAUGGCCGAUGAUCGUGAUGCGCACACCCAAAGGCUGGACGGGGCCGAAGGCGGUUGACGGACAGAUCAUAGAAGGGUCUUUCCGCUCCCACCAGGUGCCUCUGCCCAAGGCCAAGUCCGACAAGACCCAGCUGGCAGAUCUGAAGGAGUGGCUAUCUGGGUAUGACAUCGAAAGACUAUUGCCCAACGGCAAGCCGAUCGAUACGAUCCUCAAAACACUUCCUUCCAAGGACGGGAAGAAGCUUGGCCAGGUCAAAGUCUCCUAUGACCCUUACAAGGCAUUGAAACUCCCAGAUUGGCGCCCUUUUGCCGUUUCCAAGGGGCAGGACAAUAGCUGCAUGAAGAUUACUGGAAAGUUUCUCGACAAAGUCUUUCAGGAGAACCCUUCAAGCAUCAGGCUCUUCUCCCCCGACGAGCUAGAGAGCAACAAGCUUGAUGCAGUUCUCGACCACACCCAGCGCGACUUCCAGUGGGAUGAGUACUCUCGUGCGAAUGGUGGUCGCGUCAUCGAGGUGCUAUCCGAGCAUUGCUGUCAGGGUUUCCUUCAGGGAUACACCCUCACCGGCCGCACGGGAAUCUUCCCGAGCUACGAGUCAUUCUUAGGUAUUGUUCACACCAUGAUGGUGCAGUAUUCCAAAUUCAGCAAGAUUGCGCGCGACGUCAAAUGGAGAGGCGACUUGAGCUCGAUCAACUACAUCGAGACCAGCACCUGGACACGACAGGAACACAAUGGGUUUUCACACCAGAAUCCUUCGUUCAUUGGCGCGGUUCUCAAUAUCAAACCUUCAGCAGCCCGAGUCUAUCUCCCCCCCGAUGCCAACUGCUUCCUCAGCACAGUGCAUCACUGUCUCCGCUCUAAGAACUACGUCAAUCUCAUCAUAGGCUCCAAGCAGCCCACCUCUGUCUACCUCUCGCCCGACCAGGCCGAUGAGCACUGCCGCCUCGGAGCCAGCAUCUGGCAUUUUGCCUCCACCCCAGCUCCCAGCUCCUCCACACAGUCUCAAACAGAGGCAGCUCCUCCUCACCCGGGCCCCGACGUCGUGCUCGUCGGCAUUGGCGUCGAGGUCACCUUCGAAGUCGUCAAGGCCGCCGAACUGCUGCGCUCCCUGUGCCCAGAGCUACGCGUGCGGGUGCUCAACGUCACGGACCUCAUGGUCCUGUUGCCCGAGAGCAGCGGGCACCCACACGCGCUGAGCGAUGCGCGCUUCCGCGAGCUCUUCACCGCCGACGCGCCGGUGCUGUUCAACUACCACGGCUACCCGGCGGAGCUGCGGGGUCUUCUGUUUGGCCGCGAGGGCACGGCGCGGAUGGCGGUCAGGGGCUACAUGGAGGAGGGCAGCACGACGACGCCGUUUGACAUGCUGCUCGUCAAUGUGGUCAGCCGUUUCGACGUGGCGAGAUGGGCUGUGGGUGCCGGGGCGGAGAGGAAUGAUGAGGUUCGGGGAAGGGUUGAGGAGUUGGUAGGAGAGGUGGAGAGGAUGAGGGAGGGUGUGAAGGGUUAUAUCUCCCGGGAGGGUAAAGAUCCUGCGGAUCUUUACAAUACGCCCAAGUUUUGA
Molecule: messenger RNA, 2463 nt
Organism: Thyridium curvatum
Lineage: Eukaryota; Fungi; Ascomycota; Sordariomycetes; Thyridiales; Thyridiaceae
Exons: 7
Coding region: 1-2463 (820 amino acids)
Biological process (GO): carbohydrate metabolic process
Molecular function (GO): aldehyde-lyase activity
Source: RefSeq, a predicted model, not a curated record